AUGGGGAUUAAGCUCGCCAUCAUCAUCCAGCGAGAGAGGAGAAGAAUGAAGAGGACAUCGACGGUGAUUAAAAGAAUAAGAAGAAGAAGAAGAAGAAGAGACAUGUGCAAGAGCCACAAACCAAUGCCGGAGAUUCCUUUUGAUCUCGUUAUAGAGAUUCUCACUAAACUUUCUGCUAAACCCCUUAUGAGGUUCAAAUCAGUCUCGAAGCUAUGGUCAUCCUUAAUUUGUUCUCGAUAUUUUAGCAACCGUCUGCUAAAGUUAUCGUCCACACCUCGUCUACUUAUGUUUAUGGGCUUCUCCGACAACAGUCACCUCAAAGUCAAAGAUGUACUAGUAUCAUUGUCGCCUUCUCCUGACUCUGACAUUACAAGUACUACGUCUUCCUUUGUAAUAGACCAAGAUUUGACCCUCCCGGCGAUGAAAGGCUACUACAUCUCUCACGUUUUUAGCGGCUUAAUGUGCUUUGCAAAUAAGCUAAGUGUCCAAAUAUACAACACUACCACUAGACAAUUUGUUGUCUUACCUCAAAUAGAAGACUCCAACAUCAUAGCUGAAGAUCACAAACUUACGAAGAUCAUGUACUAUACUGGACAUGAUCCAGUUUAUAAUCAGUAUAAAUUGGUUUGCACAGUUGCAAGACCCAGUGACGAUGUUGAAGAGUGCACGUACCUGUCAGAGCAUUGGGUCUUUCUACUAGGAGGAGAGGGAUCAAGUCGAUGGAAAAAGAUAUCAUGCAAUUCUCCCCCACAUCUUCCUUUGAGUGAAGGAUUGUCUAUCAAUGGUCGUAUGUACUAUCUCGCUUGGGUUCGUUUGCUUCACUGUGUGCUUGUGAUUUUCGAUAUUAAUUCUGAAGAAACUAGUAUGCUCGAAGUACCUAAUGAUAUAUAUUGGCGUGAUACUGGUCUUAUCGAAUACGGUGGCAAAAUAGCCCUUUUACACUAUACCGAUCUUGAAAACGAAGGCGUGAUAGAACUCUGGGUUCUCGAAGAUGCGGAGAAUAAUAUGUGGAGGAGUAAGAUUUUAGUGGUUCAUCCUUCCCAAUUAGCUAUGGUCGAUGGCAUUAGUUUGAGGGUACAGGGUACAACUCGAAACGGCGAAGUUAUCUUGGUACCUGAAGCAAAUCUUUUCAACAUUUUUCUCUAUGAUCUACAAAAGAAUCAUAUAAGAAAAAUUGAAAUCAACGGAGGACCAAACAGCCAUCUUACCAAAAUUUCUGAAGUCGUUGGAUUAGCUGAUGUUGAGAACUUAAUGUAUAUUUAA
Messenger RNA from Capsella rubella, 1263 nucleotides. Its product is annotated as F-box protein At4g19940. Gene Ontology annotation, molecular function: protein binding. The coding region runs from base 1 to 1263 and encodes 420 amino acids. The transcript has 2 exons. The record is from RefSeq and is a predicted model, not a curated record. NCBI's taxonomy places the organism in Eukaryota, Viridiplantae, Streptophyta, Magnoliopsida, Brassicales, Brassicaceae.